This is a messenger RNA of Nicotiana tabacum (common tobacco), 432 nucleotides long. NCBI's taxonomy places the organism in Eukaryota, Viridiplantae, Streptophyta, Magnoliopsida, Solanales, Solanaceae. The record is from RefSeq and is a predicted model, not a curated record.
AUGGAAGCCAUCCAUCUUGUGAGGAAAUUGAUGAAGCAGUAUAGGAAGAGGAAACAGGACUUGCAUAUGAUGUUCAUUGAUCUAGAAAAAGCAUACGACAAAAUCCAAAUGGAGGCUUUAUGGAAAUGUUUGGAAGCUAAAGGUGUAUCGGUAGCAUACAUUAGGGCGAUUAAAGACAUGUAUGAUGAAGCUAAAACCCAGGUGAGGACAGUGGGAGGAGACUCGGAAUACUUCCCAGUCAUGAUGGGGUUACACCAAGGAUCAUCAUUUAGCCCAUUUCUAUUUGCCUUGGUGAUGCAUAUAUCGACACGUCACAUUCAAAGGGAGGUACCAUGGUGUAUGUUAUUUGCAGAUGACAUAGUACGGAAUGACGAGACGCAAGGCAAAGUUAAUGCUAAGUUGGAUGUUUGGAGACAGACCCUGGAGUCUUAA